This is a messenger RNA of Neopelma chrysocephalum (saffron-crested tyrant-manakin), 3381 nucleotides long. It is a transcript of the gene GNG2, whose product is annotated as G protein subunit gamma 2. NCBI's taxonomy places the organism in Eukaryota, Metazoa, Chordata, Aves, Passeriformes, Pipridae. Gene Ontology annotation, biological process: G protein-coupled receptor signaling pathway. Bases 334 to 549 code for a protein of 71 amino acids. Gene Ontology annotation, molecular function: G-protein beta-subunit binding. The transcript is spliced from 4 exons. Gene Ontology annotation, cellular component: heterotrimeric G-protein complex. The record is from RefSeq and is a predicted model, not a curated record.
GCUUCCUGUAGGCAGCGGGAUGAGCGCAGACAAAGCUGGGUGGGGACUCGCCGCUCGGGGCUGCUGCUGACCACCCUCCUCCUCCUCCGGCCGCAUCCCUCCGGCCCUCCCUCCUCCAUCCAUCCCUCCCUCCAUCCAUCCCUCCAUCCCUCACAGACGUCCAUCCCUCCAUCCCUCCGUCCGUCCGUCCCGCCGCCGCCGCCGCCCGCCCCGCGGGGCACCACCGCCCGUCUCCAGGUGGUGAGCGGCCAAGAGGAGCAGAUCUUCCCCUAGAGGCACAGAUCAGCGGAGAGACCGGCUUCUGCCCCCCCGGGGAGCGUGCCUGGCCUGCCCAUGGCUAGCAACAACACUGCCAGCAUAGCGCAAGCACGGAAGCUGGUGGAGCAGCUGAAGAUGGAAGCCAACAUCGACAGGAUAAAGGUGUCCAAAGCAGCAGCAGACCUGAUGGCGUACUGUGAAGCCCACGCCAAGGAGGACCCUCUAUUGACCCCCGUCCCGGCCUCAGAAAACCCCUUUAGAGAGAAGAAGUUCUUCUGUGUGAUCCUGUAAACCCUCGAGGAGCCUGACGGGCACUCAGGCCACCCUGAACACUGAUGUAGAGUUUUUAGGAAUGGGGACGACCUGCUAGUCCGCAGAAUUUAAACAAAAAAUAAGUAAAAUACACGGCCUGGAAGCUACAGAGAUGUGCAUGUUUUAAAGAACCUGGCCACCUUUGGGGGAAUAAGAUGAUCUGCAUUGUGAGGCAAAAGAUCUGAAGUCUGUAGAGUUGCCUAGAAAGAGAGAAAAAAAAAUAUGUAAAGAAUAAAUAUGUGUCACUUUUCUGCUCACAAAAUCGUUUGAUUGUUCCAUAUUCAAAGCACCAGAGCUGUGCUGAGCAAAGUAACUGCUAAGGAUGUGUAUAACCUUCUUGGAAUGAUAUUGUUGGUUCCUUUCCAAACUAAUAUUUUUUAUUUAAGUUGUCAGAUAUAUAGCAACAGGUUAGGUGACUUAUGAUGUUACUCAGUGUUUGGUCUUGUGCUUUUUAAUUUCUGGUGGUAGCACAGCAGGGGGGUUGAGUGGCCCCACGGUGGGUUUGGAGGGGACACUGGCAGCUCCUGCCUGUCCCCCACGUGCUGGCAGCUCCGUGUUCCUGGCAAACCCCACUUUUUUUACCAUUUUGUAUAUGGUUAGCUUUGGUUCUGCAAGUAAAAGUGAUUCAUGUGUCGUGGUUGGUGCUUCAUACCCCUGUGACGACGUUCGGUGGUAGUGCAUGAGAGUUUGUGUCCGUUCAUCCGCUCCAGACUUUUCUUUUCUAUCAUUUGGCUGGUGGAAGGAGCUGUAGGGAGGAGACUGAGGCGAUUCUGAAAGCAAGAGAGAACUCCUGUGAUGCCUUAGACGUGCCUGAAAUACCUCCUGCGAUAGGGCAGGUGCCAGAACCCGGGAGAAGGGGCUCGGGGUGGCCCCUGCCCCGGGCGUUGUGGGGUAGCUAAAAAUCCGAAAGUCAAAGUCAACCACUCCUUUCCGGGUCUUUCCUUUCUCCUACACCUCUGUGCCUCUGCCCUCCUCGCUUGGUCCUGCUCUUUGGCUUCCCGGUAGUACCUCCUUCCCUUGGGGCUGGUCUGGAAUGCUGCUCCGCGGUGGGAUGUUGCUCCGUGGUGGGAUGUUGCUCCAUGGUGGGAUGCUGCUCCACCAUGGGAUGCUGCUGCGUGGUGGGAUGCUGCUCUGUGGUGGGAUGCUGAUCCACCCUGGGGUGUUGCUGCACGGUGGAAUGAUGCUUCAUGGUGGAAUGCUGCCCCAUGGUGGGAUGCUGCCCCACCGUGGGAUUCUGCCCCAUGGUGGGAUGCUGCCCCACCGUGGGAUUCUGCCCCAUGGUGGGAUGCUGCCCCACCAUGGGAUGCUGUCCCAUGGUGGGAUGCUGCUUUUUGGUGGGAUGCUUCUGCCCCUUCCCACAUCCACCGAAUCCCAUUCCCGCCUCACCACGUUGGGAAGGGGCAGGGGAGCAGCUUGGGGAGCUGUGGGGCCACCCCUUCAUGGAGGUGCCUGAUACCCUGUUUACACACAACCUGAGCUCCCUGUCAGGCUGGGGAAUUAUUCCCAGCUCCAGGGGAAACACGGCACCUUUUUGGGCUCUGCCUCAGGUUCAUGCUUUCGAGGAUGUGGCUUGUCUGUCCUUUCCACUGCUAAACACCUCCUGGCUUCCCCUGCUCUUCUGCACUCCUGGGAAACUUUGGGAAUCAUAACUUUGGGAAUAACUAGGUGGGUGUCUCAUGGGGACUUGGGGGGGUCUGUGGUGACCUUACUAAACUAGUUCUGAACCAGGUAUCAGCUUAAUCCCUGUGGAUUCCAGAGGGCAAUAGUCUUUAGGUACCUUUUGGUGACUCUUUCUAGCCCGUAACAAGUGCUUUUUGGUUUUUCUACCUUUUCAUACUCUUUUUCUAGUCUUCUACGGAGAAGACCAGCUGUUCUUGACACUGGACUCAAAACCUUUGGCAUCUGGGAAUGUUUAUACGCCACGAGUAGCGUAGAUGGUCCCAGCCCUCCCACGGUGGCUUUUGGCCCCCCCUAACCCUCCAGUUUUGAUCUUUUUACUACAGCUUGUGUAGCUUUAGGAUGAAGGAUGGAUGAAGCCGUUUGCUCUGCAGCUGGUUUCGCUCUUGGUGUUACCAAGACAUGUAAAUACCCCAUCCUGGGUUUUUGUCUUUUCUUUUUAACGCUGAUUUACCGUCGCAGAGAGUGAAGCGCAGCCGGCCUGACCCGGGGCUCCCACCCCCGACCCUUCUCAAACACUGUCAUAAAGUGGUUUGUAAUAAUUUUUUUAAUGACUUGCGUAUUUUACAACUUGAAUUCUUAAUAACUGAACGAUGAAAUAAACCUGCAUGAAGAAUAUGGGGAGCGGGGGGGGGAGGGAAUUUUGAAUUAACCCCAAACUACUCAUUGAAGGUGUUUUAUGUUGCUGGGCUUUAUUUUAUGUUGGUAGAGGUGUUGACAUUGGUGUGCUGCCAGGUAUUUCACCCCAGUAUUUAUAUUUACACAGAUAUGCCUUUGUUAGCCAAGUAGAGAUCGCCUGCCAAGAUCAUUUUCCCUCCUCAACGAAAAUACCAGCCAUCCCUCCAUCCCGAUGCUGUAUUUCCAGCGUGGUGUCAAAUGACAUUCGACCCCCAGGCUUUUAAAAGAAAAAUAUCUGGAGUACUGGAAAAGGACUUUUUUUUUUCUGUCUGCCAAGGUUGCUGGUGGCGGGGGAAAUCCAUUCCUUGGGUGCCAAACCUGCCACUGCCAGGUUUUUGGGGAAGGGGUGGUUGGGAGAGGAAGCCAGGGCGGGGAGGUCGGCGUCGUGAUGUAGCGCAUCCCCCAUCCCACGUGGUCUGUGUACUCGUUGGAAAUAAACUUUUGGAUUUGUUUCAA